AUGGCCCCAGGCCAGGCGGUGGCAGGGCUUCUUCUGCUGGCGGCUGCAGGCCUCGGAGAAGUGACUGCGAGUCCGGGGCUUGAGUUCAGCGAGGAUGUGCUGAGCGUGUUUGGCUCGAAUCGGAGCCUGUCAGCGACGCAGCUGGAACGUCUGUUGGAGCAGUUGGGAGCCGCCUCUGGUGAAGGCGCUGUGCAACAAGGAAAGCUGCACUUCAACCAGUGUUUAUCUGCUGAAGAUAUCUUUUCCCUUCAUGGCUUUUCAAAUUCUACCCAGAUCACCAGCUCUAACUUCUCUAUCAUCUGUCCAGCAGUCUUACAGCAAUUGAGUUUUCACCCUUGCGAGGCUAUUUCCAAGCACAAAACAAAACCAAGUCUUUCAGAAGUUUGGGGAUAUGGAUUCCUAUCAGUGACAAUUAUUAACUUGGCAUCUCUUCUUGGAUUGAUUUUGACUCCGUUGAUCAAGAAACCUUAUUUUCCUAAGAUUAUGACCUAUUUUGUGGGACUGGCUAUUGGAACUCUGUUUUCAAAUGCAAUUUUCCAACUUAUUCCAGAGGCGCUUGGAUUCAAUCCCAAAAUUGACAACUAUGUUGAAAAAGCAGCUGCUGUGUUUGGUGGAUUUUACAUGCUUUUCUUUGUUGAAAGAAUGCUUAAGAUGUUACUGAAGACAUAUGGUCAAAAUGAUCAUACCCACUUUGCAAAUGAUGAUUUUGGUCCUUCUCAAGAAAAAACUCCUCAACCUAAAGCAGUACCUGCCAUUAAUGGUGUGACAUGCUACGCAAACCCUGCAGUCACAGAACCGAAUGGACACAUCCAUUUUGAUAAUAUCAACGUAGUAUCUCUACAGGAUGAAAAACAAGAGUCAAAUUCAUGCAUCUGCUUGAAAGGGCCUAAAUUGUCAGAAGUAGGGACAAUUGCUUGGAUGAUAACCCUCAGUGAUGCCCUCCACAAUUUCAUUGAUGGUCUGGCAAUUGGAGCUUCCUUCACCUUGUCGCUCCUUCAAGGACUCAGUACUUCCAUAGCAAUCCUGUGUGAGGAGUUUCCUCAUGAGCUAGGGGACUUUGUGAUACUACUCAAUGCUGGGAUGAGCCCUCGACAAGCUUUGCUAUUCAACUUUCUUUCUGCAUGUUCCUGCUAUGUUGGGCUAGCUUUUGGCAUUUUGGUAGGCAACAAUUUUGCUCCAAAUAUCAUCUUUGCCCUAGCUGGAGGCAUGUUCCUCUAUAUUUCUCUGGCAGAUAUGUUUCCAGAGAUGAAUGAUAUGCUGAGAGAAAAGGUAACCGGAAGAAAAACAGAUUUCACCUUUUUCAUGAUUCAGAAUGCUGGAAUGUUAACUGGAUUCAUAGCCAUUCUGCUCAUUACCUUGUUUGCAGGAGACAUUGAAUUGGAGUAGUAAAGAAUGGAAGAUGGUGCUGUUAAUGAAGGCAUUUAAUAAAU
Chrysochloris asiatica (Cape golden mole) is the source of this 1430-nucleotide messenger RNA. RefSeq names its product solute carrier family 39 (zinc transporter), member 8 (gene SLC39A8). The transcript is spliced from 8 exons. NCBI's taxonomy places the organism in Eukaryota, Metazoa, Chordata, Mammalia, Afrosoricida, Chrysochloridae. Gene Ontology annotation, cellular component: membrane. Gene Ontology annotation, molecular function: zinc ion transmembrane transporter activity. Bases 1 to 1386 code for a protein of 461 amino acids. The record is from RefSeq and is a predicted model, not a curated record. Gene Ontology annotation, biological process: zinc ion import across plasma membrane; intracellular zinc ion homeostasis.